CCUCUGAGUGACGUCAGCGACUAAACAACAACAAAAUAAACAGCAGCUGGCGGCGCGCGUGAGGAGCGGGGCUUGCUAUGGCUAAUCAGGGUGGAUGCGACAGCCUGGAUGCUUCAGAGGUGGAGCCGGUGGGAAAGACUUCCUCCAGAUCACUCAGCUCAGGUGGAGGAGGAGAGAUGGCGGAGAAAGAGGAAGAGCAGCCUUCGAGAGCCCGACACCCUGCAGACACUUAUCCUCUGUGCCGUAUAUCAAAGCUGAUCAACUGGAAAAGACCAUUAUGGACUUCCGCUUUCUUCGCAACUACAAAUAUAGCGUUUUGGUUUGUGUCCCUUAGUCCCUGUCGGGUGUUCAGCCUCAUCUCCAUGUGUGUGGCUCUAUUAGUGAUGAUACAGUUGAUGAAAGAUGUGGCUCUUUCCAGAUCCAGAGGAGCCGCUCUAUGGAGGAGUAUGACAAGCAGCUGGGAGGUCAUUGAUUCUGCUCAGGAGGGCAAGUCUGGAUCAGGAUCUCCAUUCACAGACUUCUGGACGAGCCUCAAGCUCUUCAUUGAGGAGACUUCCUCUUUUAAGCAGCAGAAUCCAGGCAAGUUCUGUCUGCUGGUGUGCAGUAUGUGUUCUUUUCUGGCAAUACUUGGACGUUACAUUCCAGGGGUUGUUAUUUCAUACAUCUUAGUGCUGGGCAUUUUUCUCUGGCCCUUGGUGUCGUCACAUGAGUUUGGGAUGUGGUUGGAACCAGUUCUGCAGAAACUGGACUUUGGCAUGGGCGAGUUUCUUCAGAAAAUAAAGGAGAAUCAUGAGAAAAGGAUACUUCAGUCACAAGCCAAGAGAGAGAGCAUUGAAGCAGAUCUGUCUGCACUUUUCCCCAAGAUGGACUCCACCGUGUGCAAAGAGCUGUCUGUAUCCGACACAGAGGUCUCUGAAAUAACAUGGACAGACAAUGGCACCUUUAACCUUUCAGAGGGACACACACCUCAGACAGAAAACUCUGAAGACUCAGACCGGCGAAGUGACGAGGAAGUCUUCACCGGUGGACUACCAGAAUUUCCCUCCUUGGACAAUGGCUUGGGAACAAAUGGAGAUGACGACGAAGACCUGAGCAUUGGGAUGCCCACCCCUUCAGCCCAUCCCAGCAGGGUCGGGUCCACACAGUCAGAGGAGGAAACCGUGGCCCAGGCCCUGGAGGUUGUGCAGAGGCUGGCUGGAGAUGUAAUCACAGCAGCAGUAACCGCGGCCAUGCAGGAACGUCUGGAGGCGGCUGUAGCGCCUGCGCUGGUCCAGGCCCUGGCUGAGGAAUCGGACAGCGAGGCGGAGGACUUUGAGUUGUUGGACCAAUCAGAGCUGGAACAGCUGGAAGGCGAGUUGGGGCUGGAGCGCUCGAGCCGUGCAGAAACGUCUAAACCUAGCAAACCCUCUUCAGGCUUUCUGUCCAAACUACUGGGAAACCAAUGAUUUUAUUCAGAGGGGCUCCGAUUCCCUCUGUGAUGGGAUGUGGGUGGGAGGAUAAAUUUUGGGUUUACAGGGAAAGGUCCAGAGUAAUGAAGGUAUUCCAUUGUUUUACUUUGCUGGUGUGAUACAGUUGUUUUGCUAUAAAAACAAAGUCGUCUGUGGAAGGAGGCUAUUUGUGUAUUUCACGGGGAAGGGGAUUGUGGCUGGUUUUGGCGUAGCUCCAUCUCAGUGGGUCAUCGGAGGAAAUUGUUUUCACAAUGUUUCCUGUCAACCUCCAACCCGCCAAUGACCAGAGGGUUAUGGACCAGAGUAAAGUCAUUAGUUUAGCUGUUAAAGGGCUGGUAGAUGCAGGAUACUCCAUAUUUUGCUGCCAAAUAUUUUUUCUCUUUUCAACUUCCCAUAAUUAGUCAUAAAAUAAAGCUUCAUGGCCAAAGAGUAAGGGCCUCCCACUAACUGACAAUCAGGAUAGCACUUAUAAGCAAACAGAAACGCCUUGUAGAGAAGUACACAUGUGACAAAUAUGUAUUUUUAUUUGAAAUAUUUUGUUUUCUAAUUUUUUUUGUUUGUAUUUUUCAUGAAAGAUUUCUGAAAAGCUGGUGGUCUUAGAGUAAUCCUUUGCAUGGGUAGUCAUUUUUUUUACUUUUUUCAGUCUGCACCUUCUUUUAGAGUAAACCAACUAGGCACUAGAGCACAUAGGCACCAAAGUUGAACAUAUUAUGUUUUAGAUUCAUAUUCAGAUUCAUCAAAUAGUGCUUAAAGGGAUGGUUCAACCAAAAAUGAAUAUUCUGUCAUUAAUGGUGUUUAAUGUUGUUUUAGACUCCAUUGACUUUCAUUUUGUAAACAAAAACAGUUACACAGAAUAUUAUCUUUUGUGUUCCACAGAACACAAGGUUUGGAAAAAUAUGAAAGUGUGUAAAUGAUGAUCAUUUUUGGGUGAACUCUUUCUCUUUAAUGUACACAAAGACCUUCAUUUUUUUUUUUUUUCAGGCAAAAGGAACAAAAUGUAAAAUGUAUUUAAUCCCCAAGAACAAUGUAGACAGAAGACAAUUGUACUUUUAGUCAGUUUUAUAAAUCAAAAUGUCUCUUUGGGGAUCAUCAUGCUUUCUGUGAGAAAGAGAGUAGUCUUUUAUCAACUGACCCAUUAUUCAUAAUUGCCUUUUCAUCAAUGUAAGUACAGACGCACAUAUAACCGAGACUGUUUCUGCUCACAGUGUGGUGCUUGGUGUGUAUCUAAAUUUAGUGUUUCUAACAAACUUCUGAUGUAUGAUGAAUUUUGUUUUGAGAUGUAUUAAACGCUUUCUAUAACACAUUGGCUGAAUAGGAAUUUCUGCUAGUCACUAUAACGACUGAUAUCCAAAAAUGAUUCUAAUUAGUGUCAGAAUUUCUUUUUAAUUUAAAUGUAUUAUUUAUUCCUAUAUAUCUCUGUUAUUAGAUUGCUGCCAUGCACAUAUGAUUGCAUUAUAUGCCUGUGCAAGUUUGUCUGUCAGAGCAGAAGAGAAUUAGCAAAAUAUAGUUGUAUAAACAAUCUCCAGAAUGUAAUUAAAACCGUACAAUUCAAAA
Molecule: messenger RNA, 3002 nt
Organism: Cyprinus carpio (common carp)
Lineage: Eukaryota; Metazoa; Chordata; Actinopteri; Cypriniformes; Cyprinidae
Product: reticulophagy regulator 1
Biological process (GO): reticulophagy; negative regulation of neuron apoptotic process
Cellular component (GO): endoplasmic reticulum membrane
Source: RefSeq, a predicted model, not a curated record